AUGAAGAAUAUAUAUAUACAUACAUGGGAGAGGAAACGACUUACUCCGUCCUUUGUAAGGACAGAUAACGAAAAAGGAUUACACAGUGCAUUUAACCUGUCAAGGACUUUUCUAGUAGAUAUGAAACAUACCAUUAAAUGCUCCCUUAUUUUUCUGAGCAAAGAAUUCUCUCGCAACCAGUUUUCCCUUCUAUUAAAUGCGCAUAAAAACACCAACAAGCAGGCUUAUGACAAGAACGAUCAUGUAGCACUAAUAAUGUACAGGGAAGAAUUACCAUGGUUCAUAAUACUUAAUGUAUACUUUAUUUCUUAA
Molecule: messenger RNA, 312 nt
Organism: Plasmodium fragile
Lineage: Eukaryota; Apicomplexa; Aconoidasida; Haemosporida; Plasmodiidae
Exons: 1
Coding region: 1-312 (103 amino acids)
Source: RefSeq, a predicted model, not a curated record